Messenger RNA from Cylindrotheca closterium, 375 nucleotides. Lineage: Eukaryota; Bacillariophyta; Bacillariophyceae; Bacillariales; Bacillariaceae. The record is from the annotation of a GenBank genome assembly.
AUGCCUCCACGAUCACAAUCAUUACCUGUUGUUUCCAGAAGCAUUCCAAUUGCCAGGAAUGGCAAAUCGUUGCAAGAGGAUGCCAUGGAAGCGGUAGACGCCCGAAGGGCUGACAUUCAAGACUAUUUGUUCUACAAUAGAAUCAUGAGUGGCCUCAAAGCAAAGCAAUCGAAAUCACGGUGUUUGGAUUUGAGGUAUCAGAACCAAAUGCUAAUGGAACACAUUCGAGACACGCGCUAUUCGGAUGUUGACAGUUUGUCGGGCGGGGAGAGUUUCUCUUCCGAUGACGAAUUGACACGAAAUACAUUGAUGGGAGCUAUUGAUUUGGCACAAGCUGACGAAGACGAUGAGAUGAUGUUUGAAAUGGACAUUUGA